AUGGCUGCUGCAGCCUUGUCGGCAAGGGAGGUCUGGGUAGUGACGAAGUGCAGCAUUGCUGUGUCAAGCAGCAGAAGCAGCUGGAAUAACAGAACCAGCAGGAACAGCAGUAGAGCAGAAGCAGUGAUGCAUCAGUACCAGCAGUACACAGCAGUAGAGCAGAAGCAGGAUUCUGGGGAUUCUGUGCACAAACCUUCAAUGGAUUCUGAUGAUUCUGCGCUCAACCCUUCAAGGGAUUCUGGGGAUUCUGUGCACAAACCUUCAAGGGAUUCUGGGGAUUCUGUGCACAAACCCUCAAGGGAUUCUGGGGAUUCUGUGCACAAACCCUCAAGGGAUUCUGGGGAUUCUGUGCACAAACCCUCAAGGGAUUCUGGGGAUUCUGUGCACAAACCUUCAAGGGAUUCUGGGGAUCCUGUAUACAAACAUUUAACGUAUUCUGUGUACAAACAUUCAGGAGAUUCUGGAGAUUCUGUGUACAAACCUUCAAGGGAUUCUGGAUAUUCUGUGCACAAACAAUAA
Molecule: messenger RNA, 519 nt
Organism: Macrobrachium nipponense
Lineage: Eukaryota; Metazoa; Arthropoda; Malacostraca; Decapoda; Palaemonidae
Product: putative surface-exposed virulence protein BigA
Exons: 2
Coding region: 1-519 (172 amino acids)
Source: RefSeq, a predicted model, not a curated record